Messenger RNA from Aspergillus candidus, 1608 nucleotides. RefSeq names its product aromatic ring-hydroxylating oxygenase subunit alpha. NCBI's taxonomy places the organism in Eukaryota, Fungi, Ascomycota, Eurotiomycetes, Eurotiales, Aspergillaceae. Gene Ontology annotation, molecular function: iron ion binding; 2 iron, 2 sulfur cluster binding. The transcript has 2 exons. Bases 323 to 1441 code for a protein of 372 amino acids. The record is from RefSeq and is a predicted model, not a curated record.
CUUGACGCCACCCGGUCCCCCUCCGAUCAGGUGAUCGGUAUUGAAGUACAGCUCCGGGAGGAGAUAGCCUUCGCAUUCUGGUCAUGAUUUGAAUAUGCUACUGAUGUCGGACUGAUAUCAUCUGCUACCGAUGGGUCCAUCGGGGAUGGAGUGCUGAUCUCCGUAUCCCGUGAGGAGGUCAUUGCGACGAUGGCUAUUUAGAAGAGAAGCAGUCCCUGCUAUAGGAACUCCCAUAGAUCAGUUGCCAGAUUCACAAACCUCAAAAAGCCUAGUUCUCUUUUCACUCUUCACAACAAACAACGAGGCUGGCCUUGCAUUCACAAUGUCCUUUUUGAGGAACUUCUUUGGUACGUCCUCUGCCAAGGACGUCGACGAUAAGCAGCCCGUGCGUGCUUUACCGGCUUCCUGGUACACCUCCCAUGCCUUCUACGAGCUUGAACGACGAUCGAUCUUCUCUCGGAAAUGGCUUCUCACAACUCACAAGCAUCGUGUCCCCAAUGUCGGUGACUGGGUGCCUUACGACGUCGCUGGCUAUCAAUUCGUGAUUUAUAGAGACCAUCGAGGUAGCCUCAGCGCUUUCCACAAAGACAACUACCUCCCAGUCCAUCUCCAUAUUGACCGAAACGGCUUUAUCUGGGUCAAUUUGGAUGCUGGAGACGUGCCCGAAGUGGCUUGGAAGGAUGACUUUGACGGCGUUGACGAACAACCUCGCUUCGAUCACUACAACUUCGAAGACUAUGUCUUUGACCACACUUGGGACAUGGAGGGCGACUUCAACUGGAAGAUUCUUGCCGAUAAUUACAAUGAGUGUUACCACUGCCGAGUCGCCCAUCCUGACAUCCCAACCAUCGCCGACCUCAACUCCUACUAUGUGAACACCAAGGAUGGCCACAUCCAACACUUUGGCGCCCAGCGACCUGAACAAGUUGAAAAGGGGUUCCGGAUAGCCACCACGUAUUUCUGGCCUAACGCGUCCUUCAAUAUCUCACCCAAUUUCUUCUUCAUGCAGCGGUUCACCCCAGUCAGCCCGACCAAGUCGGUCAUGCGUUACGAGGUCUAUCGCCACAAAAACGCCACGGACGAAGACUUCACCUUGAUUAGUGACAUGUAUAAGCGUAUCAUGUCCGAGGACAAGGUCCUUUGUGUCAACACCCAGAAGAACCUCAACGCGGGGGUCUUCGUCAACGGCGAGCUCCACCCUGAGAUGGAGAAGGGACCUCUUCAUUUCCAGAAGACCGUGCGCGAGGUCGUCACGGCACAUCACCAGAAGGAGGAGGUUGCUGGACACGAAAUCUGGCCUGCCCACGUGAAUGUCCCAGAGGUAGCCACUGAUACUGGAGCUACCCGGAGUCUCUAUACUGCUAUGGAUGGCUGUAGCAGAGAGGACGAUGUGCCUGGCGAAGCUCUGCACGGCAGUCUUCCUCCCGCGGUUGCUGUCUAGAUUUCUGUCCGGGUUUUUGUCUAUGAGAUUUAUAUGGAGAAGGAUGACUGUGCGAGCCAGACGAAUCGUCAUGAAAUGGUAUGAUCAGUCAUAACUAUUGGCUUGAUUGUUGCCCGAGAAUGACUCCGCUUGGCGCUGCACUUGGUGCACUUGCUGCAGUUGGUAUA